Molecule: messenger RNA, 405 nt
Organism: Phytophthora nicotianae INRA-310
Lineage: Eukaryota; Oomycota; Peronosporomycetes; Peronosporales; Peronosporaceae
Exons: 1
Coding region: 1-405 (134 amino acids)
Source: RefSeq, a predicted model, not a curated record
AUGAUCUCCACAACGGGGCGACGCCGGAUGUUAAAGAGAGCGCUUGGAUCGGGCAUCGUAAACGUCAAACGCUUCGACGUUCUUGUCGAGCGUUGUAACCCCGCAGUUGUGUUAAACAUGGGCGGAAACUUCGAUUUGGGCGUGAUCAGAGCGUUGAGGACGAAGUGGGGGCGUCAUGUUUCUCAGAUGGCAGCUUCAGAUGGUCAGCGGCUUCAGUUUCCGGCUUGGAGCCGUGACCAGCGCUUCAUGUUUGAUAGCAAUCGGUGCCGACGAACGGCGCACUGGAGUAAACUUGACAUGAGCCCACCGUUGACAAUCAUCGAUGACUUCCCAGACCCCCGCCUCCUGCAGCCCAGAUUUGGCAGAGCGGUAUCCGCUUCAGGCUGGUGCCAGAUAGUAGUUUGA